Messenger RNA from Hordeum vulgare subsp. vulgare (domesticated barley), 2192 nucleotides. RefSeq lists its product as uncharacterized. The coding region runs from base 422 to 2167 and encodes 581 amino acids. The record is from RefSeq and is a predicted model, not a curated record. The transcript is spliced from 8 exons. NCBI's taxonomy places the organism in Eukaryota, Viridiplantae, Streptophyta, Magnoliopsida, Poales, Poaceae.
CACAACGACCUGGACACAGCUGCAUUUACCACUCGCAUCAGUAUCGUGCACACACAGACAACUCUCGUCCUCGCUCCCAUCUCUACCAGAAGCGACGGCAUCUCAUUAGCAGUUGGCCCGGCGAUCUACUCCUUUUCCUCGGCGUAGCAAUCACCGACGAAGAACGCAGGCACCGCAGGAAGAGGAUAUGGAAGCCAAUGUCGACCUAGAAGAGCUUGAGGCUUAGAACACAGAGUUUCGCUAGUUCAAUUCAGUACAGGGACCGAUUGCAGUUACAUCUAGGAUUUCAGUUCAGAAACUAGUUAAUAUAUUUUCGCAGUUCAGUGAUUUCAAGAGACAGCUAGUUAGAGAUAUUGGAUUUGGAGGUGUGCUCGGGAUCAAGCCGCUGCCAAAGUUGAACCUUAAAUUCAGUUCCUGCUUAAUGGAGAAGGUCAACCCAGACACCAAAGAGAUUCUAAUAGAUGAUGACCGCGGAAUAAAGUUCUUUCCAAAGGACGUUAGCAAUGUUUUUGGCAUCCCUUGUGGUACAAAGAAAAUAUCCACUUAUCCAACAGAACUGUCCAAAGCAUGUGCAGAAUUCAAAAAAAUUGCCGAAGAGAUGAGCGACAAGGGCGUGCACAGUUUGAAGGCUGCCGAAGCUAUCCUGGUGAAGCAUCUGGACACAGAUUCACCGUCUAUAGACAUAGACAUGUUCAAGAUCACUGCUGUUAUUUUUGUUGUGGGUCACAUGCUUUGUCCAUCAUCAAAAAAUGACUACACUAGCGUUGAUUAUUGGGAAGCACUCAGCACAACCGCAGAGAUCAGUGAGUACAAUUGGAGUGAAUUUGUAGUUGAGCACCUGCUUUCCGCCGUACGGAAGUUGAAGUGUGAUUUGCAGACUCGACACUCUACCAUACACCUAAUUGGAUGCCAUUUGUUUAUUCAGGUUUUUGUCUUGGACAAUUUAGAGCUAGGAUCGCUCACACGGCGCGCCACCUCGUCACCAAGGAUUGCUCUUUUUGACUACGAAACCAUCCGCAAGAUGGUAGAUUCACUAAACAUCAGCCAGAGUGGCGAGCCAACAUUCAUAUUCACCAUGGGGAUGCGGAUUGACGACGUCGGAUACUCAAGGUGCUUCACAAACAAGCCUGUAAUUCAGCAGCAUGCAUCCUCACCAUCCGGGGCAGGCCUUGAGCAGAACAAUAUGUUCAAGACACCAGACACCACCUCACGACAGCACAACCCAAGAUUGGUUUCUAAUGCAAUGGUUCGUGCUACAAGUCGGAAAGGGCCUUCAGAUUUUGCCCGCCACCUCCGUGAACGCUACCCUGAACUAGUGUCAGACCCAAUAGCAAUUUUCUUAAGGGAGCACAACGCAAGGGUAAUCAGGAACAUGUUCGAGCUACAACAGAAAUACCAUGAGGAAAUCACAGCCUUUGCCGACAAAAUAAUGCUCAAAUUAUCACAGCGGAACAAGUCUGACACCAAUAACAUCUUCGAUGUAGGCCAGCCUGCCACGAACAACGAUAGCAGACCUGCUGGUUGUUCACAUGCGCCGCCCGCAACAAUGUAUGGCGGCAACCCACAACUGAUUUCCAAAUCUGCAUCCGGUGGUGACGGAUGCUCUGCAACCCAGUCCACUAGUCGUUGUUCAGUUUCUGGUAAGCGUCAGUUAGCACACGUAACGACAACAGGCAGCAUGGACACUGCUGGAUCUGCGUCAUCUGGCACCCACAAUUCUGGCGCGGCGGCAUGGCAUUGGAAAAAAACACGCAUUAACCAGCCAGAUUUGGAAGAUGACACGGAGACAAGCCUAUGCGUUGAACAAAGGACAUCAGAAACAAUGCCAAUACCCAAGAACCAGAAGAAGGAGAUACUCAACGAGCUAGCUGCUACCACACAGUUUGCAAUCGAUGUCAUUGAACAAUUGACAUUGUUAUACGCGGACAAGCUCCCAGUUGGGUGUGAGGGUGCAAUAACAUUUGGGCAGUGCCUCACCGAACGCAUUGAAAAAAUUAGGCUCGGUGGAUCGAACAUGGCACGGGACCCCUGGGCAAGUGGUUCUGUUCCACACCCACCAUCGCCGACGGCUGUAGCAGCGAUAAGAGACUGGUUCUCCCGCGCACCUGCAUCAACUCUAUCAAGGUAUUGCAUUUUUACUCGCAUCAUUUCAGAAACUUGCAGAUAAUUUUUCUGCCCCCCAAAGAGAUACA